Lotus japonicus is the source of this 1597-nucleotide messenger RNA. Its product is annotated as serine carboxypeptidase 1-like. Lineage: Eukaryota; Viridiplantae; Streptophyta; Magnoliopsida; Fabales; Fabaceae. Gene Ontology annotation, molecular function: serine-type carboxypeptidase activity. Bases 7 to 1482 code for a protein of 491 amino acids. The record is from RefSeq and is a predicted model, not a curated record. The transcript has 9 exons. Gene Ontology annotation, biological process: proteolysis. Gene Ontology annotation, cellular component: vacuole.
AUCGAUAUGGCACUAAUGUUAUCAACAAAAUCACUAUUGUGGUUGUUAUUUGUGGUGGUGUCCCACUUCACCAUCUCAUGCAACGCCGACCAACAAGGCAAAUACCUCUACAAGUUCAUUCAGUCACGAAGGUCUCAUAAGAAGUCUUCACAGGGAGAAGCUUAUGGUGUUAAUGGUAUGGAUCAUGAAUAUUUUUCUCAAUCACAUGUUGAACAACAUGCGUCGAAUCAGGAACUGAACCAGGUGAAGGCUUUGCCGGGACAACCCCAAGGGGUGGAUUUUGAUCAGUAUGCAGGGUAUGUCACAGUGGAUGCCAAGGCGGGGAGAUCAUUGUUCUAUUACUUUGUGGAGUCACCUCACAAUUCUUCCACCAAGCCUCUUGUUCUAUGGCUGAAUGGAGGACCAGGGUGCUCUUCCUUUGGGUAUGGAGCCAUGCAAGAAUUGGGACCUUUUAGAGUCAAUAGUGAUGGAAGAACACUUCACAUAAAUGAACAUGCAUGGAAUAAUGUGGCAAAUGUUAUUUUCCUAGAGUCUCCAGUUGGAGUUGGCUUUUCAUAUUCAAACAAUUCAUUACGUGACUCAAAAAAUGGUGAUCACAGAACAGCCAUGGAUUCAUACACUUUCCUUCUUAACUGGCUGGAGAGAUUCCCACAGUAUAAAACAAGAGACCUGUUCAUAACUGGUGAAAGUUAUGCUGGCCAUUAUGUCCCUCAGCUUGCUCACAUUAUCCUAUCAAAGAAUAAGUUACAUAAAAGUCACACAGUGAUAAACUUGAAAGGGAUCGCGAUUGGAAAUGCCUGGAUAGAUGAUAAUUAUUGUUCAAAGGGAAUGUAUGACUACUUCUGGACGCAUGGUCUGAUCUCUGACGAAACCCAUAAAGGACUUCAAAAACAUUGUAACUUUAAGCAUGCCAACCUUACAAGUGAAUGCAACAAGUAUGCAGACAGAGUAGAUGAAGAGCUAGGAAAUAUUGACAUAUACAACAUAUAUGCUCCACUUUGCAAUUCAUCAGAAAGUCAUGCCACCUACACUGGCAACGACAUUGACCCUUGUUCUGAUGAUUAUACCACUACCUACUUAAAUCUCCCUGAAGUUCAAGAGGCUCUUCAUGCUAAGGCAACAAAAUGGUCUCCUUGCAACGAAAUGGAUUGGACAGAUAGUCCAACAACUAUUCUGCCCAUUAUAAAACAGCUAAUAUCAAGUGGUCUAAGAACUUGGAUAUUCAGUGGCGACACAGAUGGUCGCGUUCCCAUAACAUCUUCAAGAUAUUCUGUGAAUUCCUUGAAACUUCACGUGGACACAACAUGGCGUCCAUGGGGCUCUGGCAAUGAGGUUGGAGGAUAUGUUGUUGGGUAUAAAGGUCUCACAUUCGUUACAAUAAGAGGAGCUGGUCACACGGUUCCGAGCUACCAGCCAGAGAGAGCACUAACUAUGUUCUCUUCUUUUCUCCAUGGAAAACUUCCUCCGAAAUUAAUCUCUUAAGUCUAUUUGUUAUAUGCAUAAAAUUGAUAUGGAAAUGUGAUAGAUGAUUUCAUAUAAAAAUUCAUCUAUGAAAUUCUCACAUGUAAUUUUUUUUUUGUAAAAGUAGAACAAUAAA